CUUCAUGACAGCAUCUCCGAGGAGGGGCACCACUACCUGAUCUUCGACCUGGUCACCGGAGGGGAGCUGUUUGAGGACAUUGUGGCCCGCGAGUAUUACAGUGAGGCCGAUGCCAGUCACUGUAUCCAGCAGAUCCUGGAGGCUGUGCUCCACUGCCACCAGAUGGGGGUGGUACACAGGGACCUGAAGCCGGAGAAUCUGCUGUUGGCCUCCAAGCUCAAGGGCGCCGCGGUGAAGCUGGCGGACUUUGGCCUGGCCAUAGAGGUGGAGGGGGAGCAGCAGGCAUGGUUUGGCUUCGCAGGGACACCCGGAUACCUCUCCCCGGAAGUGCUGCGCAAGGACCCGUACGGGAAGCCUGUGGACCUGUGGGCCUGCGGGGUCAUCCUGUACAUCCUGCUGGUGGGGUACCCCCCGUUCUGGGAUGAGGACCAGCACCGCCUGUACCAGCAGAUCAAAGCCGGCGCCUAUGACUUCCCUUCGCCGGAAUGGGACACCGUCACCCCGGAAGCCAAGGAUCUGAUCAACAAGAUGCUCACCAUCAACCCCUCCAAGCGCAUCACGGCCGCCGAGGCCCUCAAGCACCCCUGGAUCUCGCACCGGUCCACCGUGGCCUCCUGCAUGCACAGACAGGAGACCGUGGACUGCCUGAAGAAGUUCAACGCCAGGAGGAAACUGAAGGGAGCUAUCCUCACCACCAUGCUGGCCACCAGGAACUUCUCUGGUGGGAAGAGUGGCGGAAACAAGAAGAAUGACGGCGUGAAGAAAAGAAAGUCCAGUUCCAGCGUUCAGUUAAUGGAAUCUUCUGAGAGCACCAACACCACCAUCGAGGACGAAGACACCAAAGUGCGGAAACAGGAGAUUAUCAAGGUGACAGAGCAGCUGAUUGAAGCCAUAAGCAAUGGAGAUUUUGAGUCCUACACGAAGAUGUGUGACCCUGGGAUGACGGCUUUCGAACCCGAGGCCCUGGGGAACCUGGUCGAGGGCCUGGACUUCCACCGAUUCUAUUUUGAAAACCUGUGGUCCCGGAACAGCAAGCCGGUGCACACCACCAUUCUGAACCCCCACAUCCACCUGAUGGGUGACGAGUCGGCCUGCAUCGCCUACAUCCGCAUCACCCAGUACCUGGACGCCGGCGGCAUCCCCCGCACGGCCCAGUCGGAGGAGACCCGCGUCUGGCACCGCCGGGAUGGCAAAUGGCAGAUCGUGCACUUCCACCGAUCGGGGGCGCCCUCCGUCCUGCCCCACUGAGGGGCCGGGCAUGCCCCGCAUCGCAGAGGCCUGCCCCUCGUGUGUGGAAUACGCGGCUGCUGGUUCUCCCACUUGGAUUUUGCUGGAAUCCUCAUCACAUCACACCCGCCACCACCAUGAUGUCACCUUCAUUCCCGCGUCAAGAAAACCUGCCUGUUCGCAAACACCAUCCCGCCUUCGGAGCAAAGGGCCACGUCUCCCGCCCCUACCCGUCACUCCGGCUCUCGGUCCCCUGCAGGGCGGGGCUUCCUCAGGCCCAGGUGCCCGGGUGCCCGGGUGCUGCCCCCCCCGCCCCCCGCGGUCGCUGGCCUGGUCUUGCCUUGGCUCUAGGCCAGAGCUGUGUGUUCACGGGGGCUGGGGAGGGACGUGGCCCCCGCCAGCCCCUCUCCCUGAGCCUUCCCCUUCCAGAGGCCCCCCCCCACCACCACCGGGAAAGCAGACGGACGGCCCACCCGCCCCCAGCAGCCCGCCUUUGGGAGAGGGUGUGAGAGCCUCCUGCCUUCCUCACUCUUCUGUCCUGCCUGCCUCCCGCUCAGGGAGGGCGUGUGGCCCCCGUGCGGUCCCCCGGGCCCCGCUUCCCGCCGUCUGCCUUCUCCAGUGUCUACCCCCCAGCGCCAACGGCCCAGCCCACCCUUCCAUCAGGCCCAGAGAAACCCAGCUUGGUCACAUCCCAGGGAGAGAGUCUGACUGCUCUGGGGUAAAAGAAACCGGCGCGGAGGCCCUUCUCGGCCGGCAGGCCUCCUACCGCCGGACUCCUGCGCGUGUCAUUAACGGGUGUCGUGUUGACACCAUCGCGUGACAACCGGGCCUCUCGAGUUAGGCAAGAAGGGCGGGCGGGGAG
Messenger RNA from Phacochoerus africanus (Common warthog), 2089 nucleotides. RefSeq names its product calcium/calmodulin dependent protein kinase II alpha (gene CAMK2A). The record is from RefSeq and is a predicted model, not a curated record. Gene Ontology annotation, molecular function: ATP binding; calmodulin binding; calcium/calmodulin-dependent protein kinase activity. The transcript has 16 exons. NCBI's taxonomy places the organism in Eukaryota, Metazoa, Chordata, Mammalia, Artiodactyla, Suidae. Gene Ontology annotation, biological process: protein phosphorylation. Gene Ontology annotation, cellular component: neuron projection; cytoplasm. The coding region runs from base 163 to 1248 and encodes 361 amino acids.